AUGAAGUGCGCCGAGCGGUUCAACCUGGUUGACCGGGUGCUGAAGCGAUGGUUCCGGCGGCUGGGCGGCGUCGUCGGCCGCCAUCCGGGGUACUUCCUGCUGGUGCCGCUGCUGCUGACGGCCAUCGCCGCUACCGGCUUUCAGCGAAUGCAGCACGAGAACGCGCCGGAGCGCCUCUUCUCGCUGCAGACGGGCCGAGCGCAGCGGGCGCUGAAGCUCGUCGAGCGUUACUUCCCCAUCAACGACACCAACUACGACGCCCACCGCAGGACCACCUUGAAGAACGUGGCGCGCGUGCUGGUAACGGCGCGCGACGGAGGCAGCAUGCUGCGCGUGCGGCAGCUGCAGGAGCUGGAGCAGCUCGACCGGCGCGUGCGCGAGGUCGAGCUGGACAGCGGCUGGCGGCGUUGGCGCUACGCGGACGUGUGCACUACGCGCGCCGGCGAGUGUCUGCCGAACGACGCGCUGCUGCUGGUGCCCAUGGCGAAGGACCUGGAGAGCGGGCGCGUGAACCUGACGUUCCCAGUGUGGAUGGGCGACUGGCAGCGGCCGCUGGCGCUGGCGGGCGUACUCGGAACGCCGCAGGUGGACGCCGAGGGAGUCAUCACGAACGCGCCCGCUCUGCAGAUCUACUACUGGACGGCGAACCGCACCUUCUUCAACAUCGAUGUGUCCCUGCAGUGGGAGAACGAGCUCCUGCAGUCGUUGCUGGCCGCGCGGGACGAGCUGCAGCACAUCGACAUCGCCUUCUUCGUGUCGCAAACAGUCGGCGAAGAGCUCGACAAGAACGUGUACUCUGUGAUCCCGUAUAUGAGCGUCAACUACCUGAUCAUGGGCACGUUCUGCGUGCUCGUGUGCAUGAUGCAAGACUGGGUGCGCGCCAAGCCCGUGGUGGUGGUGAUGGGUCUGCUGGGAGCCGGCAUCGCCACCGCCACCGCCUUCGGCCUGCUCAUGUACUGCGGUGUGCCCUUCAUCAGCAUCAACAUCGCCGCUCCCUUCCUCAUGCUCGGUAUCGGCGUGGAUGACACGUUCGUGGUGCUGUCGGCCUGGCGCCGGACCCGUUCCAGGACUCCGUGCCGGCAGCGGAUGGCGGCCGCGUACGAGGAGGCUGCUAUCUCCAUCACCAUCACCUCGCUGACCGACAUGUUCUCCUUCUGGGUGGGCGUGGCGACGCCCAUCACCAGUGUCCAGAUCUUCUGCCUCUACACCGGGGUGUCGGUGGUCUUCACCUACCUGUGGCACCUCACCUUCUUCGGCGCGUGCCUGGCGUUCGCGGGUUACGCAGAGCAACGCAACCUGCACUCGGUCACCUUGAGGCCGGUGCUGCCUCACUCCGAGGCGGGUGACAAGCCGCGCUGGUACCGCCUCCUCUGCGCCGGAGGUGUGUCACGGUCCGAUCCGUGGAGAGAGGUCGACAAUCCUGACCAUGGCGCCAUGCUCUUCUUCAAGAACACGCUGGCCAAGGCUCUCAACAAGCCGACGGUGAAAGCGCUGGUGAUCGUCUCGUUCCUGCUGUACCUGGCCGGCGCCAUCUACGGCUGCCUCCACGUGCAGGAGGGCCUGGAGAAGCAGCGGCUGGCCGGCCCCGACUCCUACAGCGUGCAGUACUUCCAGACGUCCGCCAAAUACUUCAGCGACUUCCCGUACCGAAUACAGGUCAUCGUGGAAGGCCGGCUCAACUACUCGGACCCGAAGGUGCAGCAGGAGGUGGAGACGCUGCUGCAGAAACUGGAGUCGAGCCGCUUCGUGGCCGACAAGUUCUACACGGACUCGUGGCUGCGUGACUGGACGGGGACGCUGGAGUGGGGUGGCGACGUGCUGGAGGUGGACCUCUCUACAUACGAGAAGUGGACGGAAAGCCUCAAGAGGGUGAUGCUGAGCGGGUCAGGGGGCACGCCCCAGCUGGACGUGGCGUUUGACGAGACGGGCCGGCACAUCGUUGCCUCCCGCUUCAUCAUCCAGAUCAAGGAUGUCCAAGGCGAGACGGAGAGCAGCCUGAUGAUGGAGGAGCUCCGGACUAUCUGUGACCAGUCUCCGCUCGAAGCCGAAGUCUUCGAUCCUCGUUUCAUCUUCUUUGAUCAGUACACCUACGUAAGAAGCAUCACCAUACAGUCCACAGGCAUUGCUGCCAUCAUCAUGUGCAUCAUCUCGCUCAUCUUCAUCCCCAACCCGAUCUGCUCGCUGUGGGUGGCAUUCAGCAUCCUCAGCAUCGAGAUCGGCGUCAUCGGCUACAUGUCGUUGUGGGGCGUGAAUCUGGACAGCAUCUCCAUGAUCAAUCUCAUCAUGUGCAUUGGCUUCUCGGUGGAUUUCUCCGCGCACAUCAGUUACGCAUACAUGUCAGCGCACGGCAAGUCAGCCGACAAGAGAGUGGAGGAGAGUCUGUACGCCCUGGGACUGCCGAUUCUACUAGGGGGCCUCUCCACAAUAGCCGGCGUGAGCACGCUCUGUCUCGCGCCUUCCUACAUCUUUGAGGUCUUUUUCAAGACCAUCUUCCUCGUGAUCACGUUCGGCCUGAUGCACGGCCUGUUCCUGCUGCCCGUGAUGCUCUCACUGUGCGGGCCGGGCAGCACCCUCUGCGGCUUCCGCAAACGGGAGCGUGACUCGGCCGAGAGCGCCAGCUCCGCCGACCCACCG
This is a messenger RNA of Pollicipes pollicipes, 2634 nucleotides long. RefSeq names its product patched domain-containing protein 3-like. The record is from RefSeq and is a predicted model, not a curated record. NCBI's taxonomy places the organism in Eukaryota, Metazoa, Arthropoda, Thecostraca, Pollicipedomorpha, Pollicipedidae. Gene Ontology annotation, cellular component: plasma membrane; cytoplasmic vesicle membrane.